Molecule: messenger RNA, 2004 nt
Organism: Penicillium argentinense
Lineage: Eukaryota; Fungi; Ascomycota; Eurotiomycetes; Eurotiales; Aspergillaceae
Product: GTPase GUF1
Exons: 2
Coding region: 1-2004 (667 amino acids)
Biological process (GO): positive regulation of translation
Cellular component (GO): mitochondrion
Molecular function (GO): GTP binding; GTPase activity; mitochondrial ribosome binding
Source: RefSeq, a predicted model, not a curated record
AUGCGAGGAUGUCUGCAGUUAGCCCGAUGGCUGAGCGCAACGCCGAGAUGUCCGGCAGCGGGCCUCAGGUCGUCGGCUUGCUUUCCAUCCCAGUAUAAUUCCCUACGAACAUUUACAGCAUCUGCAGUAUGGAGAGCCCGGUCGAAAGCACCUUCUAGCUCCCCGGACACCGAUCUAGAAUGCCGCAUCGCCAAUAUCCCAAUUGAUCGAUACCGCAACUUCUGCAUUGUCGCACACGUCGAUCAUGGCAAGAGCACGCUUUCCGAUCGCUUGCUCGAGCUUACGGGUACAAUUCAGCCAGGAACGAACAAACAAGUCCUAGACAAGCUGGAUGUCGAGCGCGAGCGUGGAAUCACGGUCAAGGCACAGACAUGUACCAUGAUCUACAACCAUCAAGGCGAGGACUAUCUGCUGCAUCUGGUAGAUACGCCCGGCCACGUCGAUUUUCGCGCUGAGGUGUCGCGCAGUUAUGCCAGCUGCGGAGGAGCUCUGCUCUUAGUCGACGCCAGUCAGGGUGUUCAGGCGCAAACGGUGGCCAAUUUCUACCUUGCUUUUGCCCAGGGUCUGGAAUUGAUACCUGUCAUCAACAAGGUCGACCUCCCAUCUGCGGACCCGGAGCGAGCUUUAGAUCAAAUGAAAAGCACGUUUGAACUUGACACAGAGAAUGCAGUGAUGGUGUCAGCUAAGACUGGAUUGAACGUUGGAGCUAUUUUGCCGACGGUCGUUGAGAAGAUCCCAGCGCCCAUUGGCGACACGAAAAAACCUCUUCGAAUGCUACUUGUCGAUUCUUGGUACGACUCCUAUAAAGGCGUGAUUCUUCUGGUGCGUGUUUUCGAUGGCGAGGUGCGUGCAGGUCAGCAACUCGUGUCAUUUGUGACAGGUAUCAGGUACUAUGUGGGCGAAGUCGGCAUUAUGUACCCCACUGAAACUGCUCAAACGGUUCUUCGGGCAGGUCAGGUUGGCUAUAUUUACUUCAAUCCCGGUAUGAAACGAAGCAAGGAAGCCAAAAUCGGCGAUACAUUCACAACUGUCGGCUCCGAAAAGACCGUCGAGCCUCUACCUGGCUUCGAGGAACCUAAAUCAAUGGUCUUUGUUGCCGUUUACCCCAUGAAUGCGGAUCAUUUUGAGCACCUUGAGGAUAGCAUCAACCAGCUGAUUCUGAAUGACCGUAGUAUUACGGUUCAGAAAGAAUCUUCUGAGGCUCUCGGGGCUGGAUUUCGUAUGGGCUUCUUGGGCACUCUUCAUUGCUCAGUGUUUGAGGAUCGUCUGCGACAAGAGCACGGUGCUAGCAUCAUCAUCACUCCUCCAUCUGUUCCCGUCAAGAUCGUAUGGAAGGAUGGCACCGAAGAGAUCAUCACCAACCCAGCCAAGUUUCCCGAUGAUGAUAGUGUGCGGUUAAAGGUUGCCGAAGUUCAAGAGCCGUACGUGCUAGCCACUUUGACUUUCCCUGACGAAUACCUGGGCAAGGUCAUUGAGCUCUGUGAGGCCAACCGGGGCGAACAGCAAAGUAUCGAGUACUUCACAUCUAGCCAGGUUAUACUAAAGUAUGAGCUGCCAUUGGCACACCUGGUUGAUGACUUCUUCGGAAAGCUGAAGGGAUCUACCAAGGGCUAUGCCAGUCUCGACUACGAGGAGUCUGCUUGGCGGGCCGGGAAUAUUGUCAAGCUUCAGCUCCUUGUGAACAAGGUUCCUGUCGAUGCCGUGUCGCGAAUCAUGCAUAUGGGUCAAGUAGCCCGACAGGGCAGACUGUGGGUGACGAAGUUCAAGCAACAUGUCGACCGACAGCUUUUCGAAAUCAUCAUCCAGGCUGCUGUCGGCAAGAAGAUCAUUGCUCGUGAAACCAUCAAACCAUAUCGCAAAGAUGUAUUAGCCAAGUUGCAUGCCAGUGAUGUAAGUCGUCGCCGGAAGCUGUUGGAGAAACAAAAGGAAGGCCGAAAGAAACUCCGGGCGGUUGGAAAUGUGGUCAUUGAGCACAAGGCAUUCCAGGCAUUCUUAUCUAAAUAA